Molecule: messenger RNA, 6517 nt
Organism: Pantherophis guttatus
Lineage: Eukaryota; Metazoa; Chordata; Lepidosauria; Squamata; Colubridae
Gene: FOXJ1
Product: forkhead box J1
Biological process (GO): regulation of transcription by RNA polymerase II
Cellular component (GO): nucleus
Molecular function (GO): RNA polymerase II cis-regulatory region sequence-specific DNA binding; DNA-binding transcription factor activity, RNA polymerase II-specific
Source: RefSeq, a predicted model, not a curated record
UCAUAGAACCGAGCCGAAAAACGGGAGGGGGGGGGGCUGUCAAUGAUUGCGCUCUCCAUGGAAACCCGAGGACCAAUGAGAAGGGCAGAAGCUGUUUAUAGAGGCGGAGCGUCUCCAUGGCAUCCAGAGAAGCCUUUUGGAGCAGCUACUUAUUGACAGUCAUUCUGUUGCUUACAAAUCACAGUACCUUUGGGAUAAAAGGGCUCUGGCAGCCUUCAUAAUUUAUCCGGCGGGAGAACAGUAGAAACCCCCCCUCUCCCCCUCCCCUUUUUCUUCGUCACCCCACCGAAGAGCCCCCGUUUAGCUGUAAACCUUGGGCAGCGGUGGGGUUUCUUCAUAGGAGCAGGAUUGUUCCCUUACCCAUCCUCCCCAUUCUUUUCCAAUCCCCCCCUUCCUGCUCUCCCACAAUUCCUGAAUGUUGGACCUGCCUAUUUUGGCUUCCACUGGCAUGACUGACGGCUGGCUAAAUAUGCAGUCAGAGGAAGAAAAAAGUCAGGACAACAGCAUGAUGGAUUCGGGCAACCUGGACGACAGCUUGACCAGUCUACAGUGGCUUCAGGAAUUCUCCAUCAUCAAUGCAAACAUGGGCAAGUCAUCCUCUUCCCUAUGCAGCACAGAUCCUCAUGGUUAUCACAAAAUACCUGGCUCGGCUGCACCAUGUUCUCCCCUUGCUGGUGAUCCAGCUUGCAUGGGAAUGCCCCAUACCCCUGGCAAGCCAAUUUCCUCUUCCACAUCCAGGACUGCACAUCUACAAGGCCAGCCACUAGAAAACAUAGAUUACAAGACCAACCCUCAUGUGAAACCUCCUUACUCUUAUGCUACCCUCAUCUGUAUGGCAAUGGAAGCAAGCAAGAAAACAAAAAUCACCCUCUCAGACAUCUAUAAAUGGAUUACUGAUAAUUUCUGCUAUUUCCGGCAUGCUGACCCCACAUGGCAGAAUUCCAUUAGGCACAACCUGUCCUUGAAUAAAUGCUUCAUCAAGGUACCACGAGAGAAAGAUGAACCGGGAAAAGGUGGCUUCUGGAAGAUUGAUCCUCAGUAUGCAGACAGACUGAUGAAUGGAGCUUUCAAAAAACGCAGGAUGCCCCCUGUGCAGAUACAUCCAGCCUUCACCGGAAGAAUCCAACAGGAUGCAAGUUCCAGUUCUUCAGCUCACCAAUCGGCAACCUCUUGGAAAAACAGCAGCAUUCUGAAGAUCAAUGUAGAGUCCCAGCAGCUGCUCAAAGAAUUUGAAGAAGUGACCAGUGACCAGAACUGGAACCCAGCAGAUGGAAAAAUGAGCCAUAAACGCAAGCAGCCGCUGCCAAAACGAAUGUAUAAGGCAGCCCGCUUCUCCAGUUCCCCUAUGCUUACUCAGGAAGAACAGACAGAGCUUGGCUCUCUCAAAGGUGAUUUUGACUGGGAGGCUAUCUUUGAUACCACCUUAAAUGGUGAUUUCUCUACCUUUGAGGAUCUGGAAAUUACUCCUCCAAUCAGCCCAAUAACCAGGGAUGUAGACUUGACAGUGCAUGGAAGACAUAUCGAUUGCCCACAGGAGUGGUGCCCAGCUGGGCAAGAUUAUGUGCUCACAGAAUCUAACCAGAGUAGCUUGGACUUUGAUGAAACAUUUAUUGCCACUUCUUUCCUUCAGCAUCCCUGGGAUGAAGGGAGAAAUGAUUACCUCUCAAAUUCUGUCAACAUGGAUCCACUAUUUGAACUCAAUGACCCUUCUUUGCAAACAGAAAUGAAUGACUGGAGCAAUGCUGGGUGUCUUUAAUGAAAGACAGUUCCCUGAAUGGAAGGUUCAAGAUUAACCAACUCUAAGAACAAGAUGGUCCCAGAGCUGCAGGACUUGACAAAAGGAAGAAUCCAUGAACAAAUGAGACAGCUUUAGUAUUGGGACCUGCUGUCUCACUGAAAAGUUACGGUGGGGGAAAAAGAAGAUCUGGAUAAUUGGGGCUGGAUGUACCUAAAAGUAACACAUUUGAUAUGAGGAACACUAUACCCCAACAGAUAACAAAAAAUAAUAAUACAGUGUCUAUUUGUGUUCUUUUAAAGAAAUACAGGUUUUUUUUCUAUUUGGGGCUAGAGGGAAAUGAAAAGGGGAUAAUUUCUUUGUGGGAGAAGGGAGGACAUUUGAAGAGGUUGGAAGAGCAGGCCUUUUCUGAUGAUUAGGGUAUAUUAGAUCAUUGACCGUUUCCUCUUCCUUCUUUCUUUCCUUUCUUCGGUAAGUGUGCUUGUAUUUGUUUUUCCCAGGGAAGAUCUCUAGCUAAAACAUGGGACAAUCUAGCAGGCAAGUACAAUUUCCAUCUCUGUUCAAGGAGUUGCAACCACCUGUCUACCACGCUAGAUCAAUUUAGAUUUUAAAACUUAUAUGCUUUGAAAUAAAUCAAUAAGUCAAGUUGUUUCAAGCUUUUAAAACAGAAGCUAUUAUCUAUCUAUAGACCUAUAAUGGAAGUUAUAUUUUUAGCUACAGAGGGUAAAAUCAGUAGAGUAUUGGGUUGGGUAGGGAGGGAGGACUAUUUGUAAUAAUGGAAAUUCAGAUUGAAGUGUAUCAAAUGCUUGUUAUCAGAGGGAAAUAUAAUACAUAAGUGGGAACAUCUGCCACAAGAUUUUUUAAAAAUCUAUACAUGGGACUUGAUUUACUCUAGAUGUUCCUUUUUACUUAUUUUUGUAUCUAAAAUACUUCUUGACUGACUCUGUACGCUGUAAUACCUAGACAUAAAAGUCAAAGUAGGUAAACCCUCUGAUGUUAAAGUUUAUUUUAAAAACAUUUCACUUUUUUAUAAGUAGAAGCUUAUGAAGGGAUUUGUGGCAUGCUUCAACAACUCAGUCAUCAGCUCAGUUGGCUGAUUAUGUAGGGCUCUAUUUUCUUGUCUUUUGGUCAACCGUCAGAAUUGCUAAAACAUUUCUCUGCUUUAAGUUAUGCCUUGUCUUAUGUGACUCACCAACCAGUAGCAAUGUAGAAGUGAUUAAUGUAAGCAAACCAAAACUACUCAUAAUUGUCAUGUUCUUUUGUGUUUCUACACUAAAGCAGAACACUAUAGACCACUAUACAUACAGCAGAAAAUACUAAAGAAAGAACAACUUAAAUCUUCACUCUGAUGAGUUACUUUUGCUUUUGAACUAAAACUGAACUUUCUUGUCAUCUAACUAGGCACUUUUAGCCUAGAAUCAGCUGUCAUAAUAGCCUUUUGAAUGUAUUCAAAUAAAGUAAAAUGAGGACAUUUAGGGUAGUUAUGGAAAAUAUGUUUUGAAAAAUAAUAGCCUUAUUAGAGACACCACAAUGGUAUUUCAUAGAUGUUAACUUUUUAAAGGAGCUAUUCAAUGGGUCCAUUCGGGUUAAGGCUCAGCAUCCAAAUAGAAUUUACAGUACUGAAAAAUUCUGCACCAUUUUUUCUUGCCUACAUAUCUUUAAAGCUGUUAACCUAAGUGCUACAAAAUGCAUUUUGAAAUAUGUAUAUUUUCAUAUACUUAGUCUCUCCUAACAAACCUCUGGUGUGGAAAGUGUCACAUUCUCAGGGCAAAAGUUAUGGUGCUACAUUACUCUACAGCAAAUACAAUGAUUUGUGUGUGAUAAAAAACAAACAAACACUCUUCUGAUCAAAUCUGUACAGAGAAAACAAAAACACGUGCCCUUAGAUUAUGUGAAUGAAAGAGCUGAAUUUGAAUAUUUUGCAUGCUCUUAAUUUUAGAAAUUACCCACAUCAUGGAUACAUGUAUUAUCAGAAACAGAGAAUCUAAAUUUAGGGCUUGGUGCUGUGCCACAAAUAUUAAUGCUAAACUCACUUUAGUCUGGACAGAAAAAUGUAUUAUUAGUUUGUAAUACCUUUAGCACUAGAAAAGUCUUUUAACAAUUAUUCUCACAGUGAUCCCGCUUUCAGUUGUCCCUCUCUCUCUCUUUCUAUAGCAAUUUCAAGGCCUUUCCAAAUCAGCUGGAGAGUAAGAGUGAGUGAGGCAUGCACAAUAAAUGUGCAUGUGAUUUUGGUUUGUUUUGUACUGCCUACCCAAUUUCUCCUGAGGCUUCUGAUCAUGCAGCAUGAAAGCCAAUAGUUUGUAUUUGGAGGAAGUGCAGUAUUUUCCUCAAUCUGUACUGAGCAGUCUAGAAGAAAAUGGAUGACCAACUGGCAGUUUCUAGACUGCAUCCAUUGUCAAUGGUGUACUUUCCAAUAGUCUGUGGGUUUUUGUGGCCUGCAGUUCUGGUCAACACCAAAGUAGGUCUCUAAUUAAAGGAAAUAAAGUACAUACACUCAUGAUUCUUUUGGAACAACUUUGAGGCAUAUGGAAAAUGCUUGGAAAUAUUCCCUGAAAUAAACUUGUAUAUGGAAUUGGUAGUGCAAAAAUAUAUAUAUAUAUAGUACCAGUACUACUUUCCUUCACCCUAUCCAGCAUUAAAUUUAUUCUUUGCAAUUUCCAGUAGCUGACUUUUCCAGACAAUUUGGUCAUUAAGGAUUAUGGGCAGUUUUAGGAACCUGGCUGUACUUAUUCUAAAAUAUAUUGCUUCCACAGGUCUAAGGAGCUGAAAAAGUACAGUCACUGUGGAGUGAAGUACAUUCCUAUUAUUUCAUAACAGAUGUGGGACUGCUGGUAAUAAUAGUGUUGGUAAAAACAAUUAUGCUUCCUGGCAUUGAAUAAGAUUCAGCCCACAAAUUUAUUUGUUGUGGAAGAAUUGUAGGAUAUUUUAGCAUCAGAGGGAGCCCCAUUAUUGGGGCAGGGGGAACUGAUCUGGAAUGCAAGCUAUUCUUUUCAGGUUCUAACCCCCUUCUUUCUUAAUCAAAAUGUAGUCGACUUACUGGUAAUUAAAAUAUUAGAUUUUUUUAAAUUUAGGGAAGGGGGAAUCUGUGAAUGGGAAAGAAACUUUGCUGUUGGAAACAAUAUGAGCAGUCUUAACCAUAUCAGAAGAUACAUGUAUAUGAUUUUUUUUAAAUUAAAAAAUGGAAUAACUGCUGGAAACCCUCUAUUUUUAGUAAGUGAUGGAAUAACAUAAAAUUUAAAAGUAAUGUGAAAAUGGAAUUUAUGUGCAAAAUGGACCAUCUGUACAGCAUCAGUUUUGAAACAACCGAGGACUAGUAUGUCACAUUUAAAAUUAGGAAUAUUGUAAUUCCAUGAAUUCAGAUUUGAAAUUGGUUCAGUAAUAAUUGUGAUCUAUACAGAUUUUAGUCUUUUAAAAUCCUGUUAGUUUAACUACACUUUUCUACUGAGGUCAGUUAAGUUAAUACACAUUGGAUUUGGCUUGGUCCAGCCCAAUGUUGUUGUUUUUUUAACCAUAGGAUAUGGCACUUCAAAAUGCAGGCCCACCCACAACCACAUAAAGCAAAUAAUUUGAGGCAUUUGAAUAAUAGCUUACCUUUCCCUUACCAAUAAUUGCAUAGAAAUGUAGUUUAGCAAUAUGGUUAAAGCUGCAACUUUAUGUACAUUUGCUGCCUUGAUAUUCAAAUUAAUUGGAGCUUUGCUAUUGAUUUCUAUAGGUUAUAUACAAUGACUCCAACCUAAUUUAGAAGCCUGUGACAGUUGUAGAUUCUAAUUUAAAUGUUCUAAUUAGGUAAUCAAACUAAUGUUUAUUUUGUAAAUUUUAGAAUCCUGAAUUUGUUUCGGCUCUUUUCAGCAGAAGCAGAUGCCAGAGAAACUGGUCUGUGUUUCUGGAUUGACUGUUGCUGAAAACUCUGCUUCCAUUCUCCUUUUUUAAAAGUAAUAGUAAUAAUAAACAUAAUGUCAGCAUUUUGGACCACCGGCUGCUGUCAAGAUUAAGUGAAGUACUAUGGAGCAAAGCCAGUUUGCUAUUGGAACAAGUCGAGAGCAUUCUCUGAAUGGCUAUAGUACAAAUGUAAAGCCUCCGUAAUGGUUCAGCCUCUUUAAUUCCCAACCAAGGAACUCUAAAAGUUAUAACUCAGUGAAUGGCAGUGAACCUGUCAAAUACAUCUCUGCACCUGACAGAACUACAGUUCCACGAGAACUCUUAACAGGAUACCGAAGAGUGAAAAUGAGCAAUUUCUAUGCAGGGGGCUUUUAUGCUGUAAAUGUACUGUUGUUCAUAGCAAGUUACACAUUGUAUUGCAUUCAGGAUUUCACACUGCAAUGAGUAGCAUGCUUUCGUUGUAGGCUUUGGGCUCAUAGAUUUACUACUAAGCUCUGUCAAAACUAGUGGCUGUAAUAUAGCGCUGACAGAACUUGAGUCUGGUUUCAAAUCUGUCUCACUUUGUAGAUUUAGUUAUUUCUUCUGUCAUCGUUCACUUGUGAAAUUGCUCCAGGAGUGGGUUGAACUAUCAAACUUAAGAGAAGUGCACUGCACAUCCUUCAAGACUAUGGAAACUUACCGGCAAUGAAAUCAUACCAUUGCUGGCUAUCAAACCAGACAUGGGGGAGCGUUGGUUGGUUUUGCUUUUUCUUAACAUAAUUAUUUCUUUUCUGUUCCAUUUUAAUGGCUUGGAUUGGGGUUUGUUUCCUACUCAUGUUGAAAAACGGCAACAAUACGUGUGCAAUUUAACUAUGGAAAGCUGUUUGCUAUUUAAAAAAAAUAAAUAAAAACAAAACAUUGGUA